This is a messenger RNA of Trematosphaeria pertusa, 1119 nucleotides long. RefSeq lists its product as uncharacterized. The transcript has a single exon. NCBI's taxonomy places the organism in Eukaryota, Fungi, Ascomycota, Dothideomycetes, Pleosporales, Trematosphaeriaceae. Bases 1 to 1119 code for a protein of 372 amino acids. The record is from RefSeq and is a predicted model, not a curated record.
AUGACGGCUUACCUCGCUAAUGCCAUGCGCGACCCACACACCCGUACCCGUCUAUCAACCAUCCUAACUGCAUCCUUCGCUCUGGCAGCGACAUCUGCUCUCCAGUACGCAUACCCUGUCAGCCCUCCAUUUCUCGUCCUCCUCACCAGCAGCUUCUGCGCGGAAAAGCUCCUGGAAGCAUACGGCUGGGACUGGCCGAUGGGGCUAUGUUGCAUCCUGUUAAGCGGCAUCUGCCUUGCGAUGGGUCUGCUGUACCGAUAUUUCGCCUUCCUGAACCGCUGCCCCGCCUUUAUCCGGUUAACCGGCUUUGCAGCGUUCGUCGCGCUGAUCUCCGCGUCGUACGUUAAAUGGCGCAAAGGCUACGCCGUCUUCCUCUCGCUCGGCCAAGGCGGGACGCCGUACAAUGCGCUAGGGUACACGGUCGAGUUGUUCACUGCGCUGUGUUUUGGCAUCGAUCCGUUCCAGCCUCCAGCUAUUCCUGCGGAAUUGUUCCCACAGACAGGCUUUCUGCACAGCAUCCCCAAGCGGACUGGCGACCGUCCGUCUCUCCCAAGCACCGCUCUGCAGCGCCAGUGCAACCAGCACGCCGACCCUGCCCUGAUCCAAACCGACAUCGACGCCUUUCUCACCAACUAUCCGCAUCUCUGCCAGGAGACAUCUUCCCUCUCGCGGCACAUCACCGCUCUAUUCCCCCGCGACAAGCGCUUGUCCCGUCCCUCCGAACGCCUCUUCAACAGCGAGAUUGGGCACGUACACUCCUACGAUGGUUCUCUGCACCUAAACCUACACCCCGCCGACGUCGACAAAGUCCUCGCAUGCGGCUGGGGGGAGCGCCACCCGCUAGCUCGGGGCGACGUGCUCUGGCUCGCCUACUUCCGCGACUUCUGGCGCUUCUGGGGCUACGAAGAGGCGCGGCCGCCUGUCCCGGCUGGCUGGACGCUUGUCUAUGCCCCGCGGGACGAGGAGGAGCGCAGGGUUGUCAUGCGGAUGGUGGGGGCAGCGGCCGAGUGGAUGACGGGCGUGAGGGUGGAGAAGACGGAUGAGCAGCGCAUGAGGGAGGUGGAGAGGGUGUAUGAACGGUUUCGACAAAGGGCUUGGAGGGUGUAUAUGCAGGAGUAG